AUGAGCAGUGGUCAUAUCCCAGCUGAUGUCUGGACCGCCAUUAGCGAUCACGUCGUCCAUCCCAAGCUUCACAUCACUCUCAGCCAGAUAUGCACGUCGUCUCGCUCGAUCUACGAGGAUGAAGACAAGUGGAAGUUGCUCUGCCGGUCCAUAGGCGUUGGGCGGGGCACUGUGGAGAAGAAGGACACCGGUUGGAAGCAGAAGUUUGUGGAGGUGGUGAUGCACAGGGAGAGGUGCAAGCUGCCUCAGUGCUAUCAGUUUGGUCUUCCUCCGCUGAGUACCGUUGGAGACCUGCUUCCUUCCCCCGAGGCGACCCAACAGCACCAAGAGUACCUCAAGACCUCCCGCCCUUGCAAAUGCGGCAAGCCUUUCGGUCACUCGGACGCACACAAUCCGCCUGAGGGGACCGACGUACUUCCGGACGAGGACCCACAUGCGCCAGGCGUCCAGGUUGACGCGAUGACCGCACUUUUCGGUCAAUUGCUGGGUGCGGCGCCUCUCUCAGCCUCUCAGUAUCAGCAGAUCUUCAACGUCCCCCUGCCCGCCCUGGGCGCGCCGAUCAUCCCCGCCGCACCGCCUGCUCCUCAGACAGGCGAUGAGACAGCCGAGACCGCUCCCCAGUUCCCUCCGGACGACGUCCUGCCCCAGACUGCAGCCAUCACGCCUCACCUUCUUCCCCUCAGUUACAAAAACCGGAAGAAUGUCCCUCGACAACCCGUCCUCCACCCCUUCCUCGCCGAGACAGGUGGCGUCCAGUUCCAGCGAUGGCUUGCCGGCCAGACCGUCCUCCUGCCCAUACAGCCAUACUCCGCCGCCGAUGAGCUGUCAGGCAAGCUGGAAGGCGUGGAUUGGGACGUCGAAGAUGAACGGAGCACAGAGUGGACGGGGCGGAACUUCGUCCCUCUUGAUGGGCAUCACAUGCUGUUGAGGGCAUUCGCUACGAAUCCGCCGGUGGCCGAGAUGACUGUCAGCCUGCAAGAACUCGAAGUCAGGCUGGUCAACCGGGACGGUAUCACCAUCAAGGACGUCAUAUACCACCUCAAUCGAUACCUCAAUAAGCCCUUGUCACCGCAGGACCUCGAUAAGAUUUGCGGCAGAGCCGGACGAACGCCCGAUGAGCUGGAUGAGAUCUACAGCUGCGAUACAAGACUUGCCUACCUGGCAAGGGGUAUGCCGAAAUCCAGGCCGGAACUUGGGCGGUGGGGCGAGCUCGUGGCGGCGAAGUGGGCGGAGGCGGUACAAUACUGA
Molecule: messenger RNA, 1248 nt
Organism: Dioszegia hungarica
Lineage: Eukaryota; Fungi; Basidiomycota; Tremellomycetes; Tremellales; Bulleribasidiaceae
Exons: 7
Coding region: 1-1248 (415 amino acids)
Source: RefSeq, a predicted model, not a curated record